Molecule: messenger RNA, 579 nt
Organism: Galdieria sulphuraria
Lineage: Eukaryota; Rhodophyta; Bangiophyceae; Galdieriales; Galdieriaceae
Product: guanine deaminase
Exons: 3
Coding region: 63-533 (156 amino acids)
Biological process (GO): purine nucleoside catabolic process
Molecular function (GO): zinc ion binding; guanosine deaminase activity
Source: RefSeq, a predicted model, not a curated record
UUGGGUUGUGCUAUCGAUGAAGCUCGUAAAGGUAAACCAACAAAACAACAAUAGUAUUACAAAUGUUGCCAAGGUUCCAAGGAUUGUCGAGUGGUGACGGUGGACCUUUUGGUGCCGUGAUAGUGUUGGAUGGAAAAGUGAUCGUUCAAGAACACAAUCGAGUAUUAUCUUCUAAUGAUCCCACAGCACACGCAGAAGUUGUUGCUAUUCGAAAAGCUUGUCAAAUAUUGAAGACCCUUCAAUUACAAGAUUGUUUCCUUUAUGCUUCUUGUCAACCUUGUCCUAUGUGCUUUGGUGCUAUUCACUGGAGUCGUAUUGCUUCUUGUAGGUAUGCAGCAACUAGUAAGGACGCUGCUCAAGCAGGGUUCGACGACCAAUUGUUGUAUGAUAAAUUAAGUCACGCAACUCAGGAAGAACCCUAUGAUGAGCAAUCUUCUCCAUCACAAUAUCUUCAUAUCGAACAUCCUCGUGCAACGGAAGCAUUUCAAUUGUUUGCCGAUAUGUUGAAACAAAAUAAAACUCGAUUGUAUUGAAUCAUAGAGUUCAUCGUUGCUUUUUCAUCAAGAUGGUCAUAUUCCA